AAGAAACGAGAGAGAGAGAGAAAGAGAGAGAGCGCUGCGGAUUAAGACGUUUUUUUUCUGUGUGAGCGGGUUCCUUCUUGAAGCCAUCUAUCUGCAGCGUCAUUUCAAGAAAAAAAGGUCGCGGCGGUUCACUUUUCGAGCGCAUCCAACACUAUCUCCCAGCUGCGUUUCACUGAUGAACACCAACCGGUGAAGACAUGUUGCAGAUGUUGAGAUAGGCUACAUAUCUCUAUUUGAUCUAGAUUAGUCUGCCUGAGAGUUACCGUGAAGUCGGCUGGAAAUGAACUCUACAGAUGCACCUUUGUCUCAGAACAUUUAUGAUAAGAAUCAACGCUUCUCCUCCUUUCCCAUCCACAUGAGAAGUUUGACCGGAGCUGGCUGAAGGGAGGCUGUGUUUCCGAUUGGCUGUUUAAUCUGUGUAGCUCAAGCAUCUGGACCACUGUUUCUCAGCACACUGAGGGUUGCAUGCAUCAGUGCCAAGAAAUUGCAUUACAUGGGAGACUUCUACUAAGGAGACACAGAAACAUUACUGAAAGAUGGAGGUGGGAGCUGAGCAAGGAUGCACACAGGGGAACGGACGCAGUGACGCCGUGGCCAGAGAACCGCGCACCUCUCCCUGCAACAGCUUGAAGAUGUUUCUGGUAGCUUUGUCCUUUGCCUAUUUUUCAAAGUCUCUGUCGGGGAGCUACAUGAAGAGCACAAUAACUCAGCUGGAGAGGCGCUUUGACAUCCCCAGUUACCUAAUAGGUGUCAUUGACGGGAGCUUCGAGAUAGGUAACCUGUUGGUGAUAGCUUUCGUCAGUUACUUUGGGGCCAAGCUCCAUCGGCCAAAGAUCAUCGCAGUGGGUUGUGUACUGAUGUCCAUCGGCACCUUCGUCAUCGCUCUGCCUCACUUCAUCAUCGGACGCUAUGAAUUUGAAACAUCAGUGCGGUGGGUAGUGAACUCAACACUUAACCCCUCCCCUUGUCCGUUGGGCUCCCCAGCAGACCUGACCCAACAUGAUAAACUGCCUCAAGUGCCAGCAACAGGUUGUGAAGGCGACUCCAACCUGUCAAUGUGGAUUUAUGUGCUCCUGGGAAAUGUCUUGCGGGGGAUAGGAGAGACGCCUGUUCAGCCACUCGGGAUCUCUUAUAUAGAUGAUUAUGCUAGUGAGGAAAAUGCUGCGCUUUAUGUUGGCUGUGUCCAGACCAUUUCAGUGGUUGGACCUGUGUUUGGCUACCUGUUAGGCUCCCUUUGUGCCAGAAUAUAUGUGGACAUUGGAUUUGUAAAAAUGGAAACUAUCACCAUCACCCCAGCAGAUGCCCGCUGGGUGGGAGCCUGGUGGUUGGGCUACCUCAUAGCUGGGGUCAUCACCCUACUCUCUGCCAUCCCAUUUUGGUUCCUGCCCCGCUCUCUGCCAAUACCCGAGCCCCAGGGCCCAGAAAAGACACGCUUUAUUAAAGACCCUCUUCUUUUGAAGCACAAGUAUCCUGCAGAUGAAAAUACUACUUUCAUAGAGAUGGCCAAAGACUUUAUUCCAACCCUGCGAUCUCUGCUAGGAAACCCUGUGUAUUUGAUAUACCUGUGUGUGACAAUCAUCCAGCUGAACUCUCUCAUCGGCAUGGUCACCUACAAGCCUAAGUACAUUGAGCAGCACUUCAGGCAGUCUGCCUCAAAGGCCAACUUCCUCAUGGGUGUGAUCAAUAUCCCAGCUGUGGCACUGGGUAUGUUUUCUGGAGGUCUACUGAUGAAGAGGCUGAAGCUGAACAUCAUGGGAGCCGCCAGGUUUGCCUUCGGAACAUCUCUGAUCGGUUACAUCCUGUCACUGUUCUUCUUCGCAAUUAGCUGCGAGAAUGCGAAGGUAGCGGGGGUGACACUUUCAUACAACAGCAUGGAUAGGAUAUCUUAUGAUACACACUCAUUGUUCACAGCAUGCAACUCAGACUGUUUUUGUUCAGCAAGUGACUGGGACCCAGUCUGUGGAGAGAAUGGCAUCACAUAUGUUUCUCCCUGUCUUGCUGGCUGCACCGGCUCUUCUGGCUCAGGGAAAAACACAGUCUUCUCUAACUGUAGCUGUGUCGGUGUGGCUGGUAACUUUACGGCCAGUACCGGCCAGUGCCCUCAUAAGGACGACUGUGACAGGAUGUUCCCGUACUUUUUGGCUCUCUCUGUCAUCACUUCCUUUAUCAUCUCCCUUGGGGGCACACCAGGCUACAUGUUUCUCAUCAGGUGCAUCAAACCACAGCUGAAAUCUUUGGCGUUGGGUUUCCAUGCUCUGUCAACACGUACCCUUGCAGGGAUACCAGCACCCAUCUACUUUGGAGCAAUCAUUGACACCACAUGUCUAAAAUGGGGUCAGAAGAGGUGUGGAGGCAUAGGAGCCUGUAGAAUCUACAACACCACUGCAUACAGGAUAGCAUACCUGGGUCUGACUCUGAGCCUGCGGACUAUCUCAUUCAUUAUUUGCAUCCCGGGCUUCAUUUUGCUCAGUCGACAGCUGAAGAAGGAAGAAAGAAAUGCCAUCCACGGAGCGCUGGCCAACGGCGGAACAGAGCUGGAGGCACUGAGGAAGGAAGAGUUUGUGAUUUCUAAUUCUGACAACAGCACAGCCAGGGAGACACGGCUGUGACCCCCCCCCCCCACACACACACACACACACACACACACAAAUACAACCAUAGACGGUCAUAUACACCCACAGUAUGUACAGAGUGAUACUGUACACAUGCGCACACACUCAAAUGAGAUUUGCAGGGAAUCACAUGUUGUAUCCGAUCAUCUCGUAUAAAGCAUAAAUUCUAUAUUUGUACACUGGUUGUGAAGGCUUUGUGAAUUUAACAGGAAGUUUGAUAUAACUGAAAUAUUUCUUGAAUGUACAUGCUGUUAUUGUUUUUCUUAUUAAUACAAGUAUAACAAUAUGUUUAUGGUUUUAAUGGUGGCACAAUCAGAUGGGAAAUGUGACUUGUGCAGACUAAUACAAACAUAGUAUAAUUCUGAAAACCAGCACAUAGACUGCCUCUUUGAAGGCAGUCUAUAAGUUUUUCUUGCUGACAUCACAAGAGCAGAAGUGGCCUUAUAAACCAGAGGCACAAUACUAAAUUUAAACAAUGAACUAUAAUUAAGACGAGGAAAAUUAAGCAUCCAAAGAGAAAGGAGGUGAGGAUUCUUUUCCCCGGAAUUUAAAUAGAAAAGAUAAACAGGUUGUUGUGGAAAUAUGUCUGUGAACGUGUAUUUCAGUGACUUUUAGAAGGCUUGACAGUUGUUGAUUUGACGUAUGUGCCUCAUUUACUCAACAGUUACCUCUAAAUCAUGUCUCACAUUUUAAACAGAUAUCUGAACAGACUUCUUUUGCUUUUAAAUUUCAGACUAAAUGAAGUCUUUACACUCACUUAGAAAAACAAGGUUAAUUUCUGACUGACGCUUAAACUUUUGUCUUUUACUUUAAGCCCAAAGUCAAGUCUGAUUGUAUUGCAGUUUGUGUUGUGUGCUUUCUGGAUGUGAACUUGUUCCUUUGGUAAUCAUACUCACUAAAAAUGGAAAUUGUGUUUAAGUGAGAUUUGCUUACCUGUUUAGUUUAAUCUGUCUAGUGGAGGUUGCUCCAUAUUUUAAUGCUUUUAAUCAGCACCAGCCCCAAUUAACUCCUAGCUAAAUGUGAUAUUAUUAAGGAGAAAAAUAUUAUAUCAAGAUACACAGCACAAUAAACUUUGUCAUGACACCGAUAGUAAGGAUUAGACUGAAUUUGCUCAGAAUAUCUCAAUGCACCUCAGCAGGCUCUGGUAAUAAAAAAAGCCAUUUUUGUAGAAACAGAUGGCUUAGGUGAACGCUUGCUAAUGUAUCUGCCAUGUGUUGUGCCUUGAAAAGUCAGAAUUUGUACUGUUGAUAAAAGAUAUACUGUCCGUUGUUCCAGUCUUUAGACAAACGUUACCACCGUGUAAGUAUCACCACAGGAAAUGUGCAUUUGUGUAAUUGAUGUGUAUGUCUGCAGCCAUGUUUCACUGGUGAGUCUUUUUUUUUUUUUUUGCGUGUAUAAGCUCCUGUGCCAAAACCCAUAAUAUCAGUUUUAUUUUCAUAAACAGCUUCAUCUCAUAA
This is a messenger RNA of Perca fluviatilis (European perch), 4069 nucleotides long. Its product is annotated as solute carrier organic anion transporter family member 1C1-like. The coding region runs from base 537 to 2609 and encodes 690 amino acids. Gene Ontology annotation, biological process: sodium-independent organic anion transport; transmembrane transport. Lineage: Eukaryota; Metazoa; Chordata; Actinopteri; Perciformes; Percidae. Gene Ontology annotation, cellular component: membrane. The record is from RefSeq and is a predicted model, not a curated record. The transcript has 15 exons. Gene Ontology annotation, molecular function: protein binding.